GAAGGUCGCGGCUCCGCGCUGCGCCCGGCCGGGGCGGGUGGCAGGCCGCGAAGGCCGGCCGGGGCGGCGUGAGGGGCGGUGUGAGGGGGCAGGGCUGUGCCGCUCCCGCCCACGGCGCUCCGGGCGCGCAGCGGGGCUCAGUCGCCAUGAGCGGCCUGUGGAGCGCGGCGGGCCCGGCGCGGCAGGGCUGGCUCUGGGGGGCGGCGGCGCUGCUGGCCCUGGGCGCCGUGCUCGGGGCCUGGCGCUGGGCCGGCCCGCGCCGCCGCCGCCGCCUGCAGCGGGUCGGGACGGUGCUCCGGCUCUUCGUGUACCCGGUGAAAUCGUGCCGGGGGGUAUCGGUGCGGCGGGCGCAGGUGACGCCGAUGGGGCUGCGCAGCGGGGAGCUGAGGGACAGGUUCUGGCUCGUGAUCAGGGAGGACGGGCACAUGGUGACAGCUCGCCAGGAGCCGCGCCUCGUCCUUAUCUCUGCCACCUGUGAAAACGGCCACUUGGUCUUGGAGGCCGGGGACAUGGAGAAGAUAAGCGUGCCUGUAAAGCUCUCCAAGAAAAAUCCCGUCCGCAACUGCAGGGUGUUUGGACAGGAUAUCCAAGGCAGAGACUGUGGUGAUGAAGUUGCUCAAUGGCUCACCGCCUUCCUGAACUCUGAGCCCUGUCGACUGGUGCACUUUGAGCCCUCCAUGGUGCCAAGAAAGUCAAAGGACACAAUAGCUCUUUUCCGAAACACAGAUGAGGUCGCGUAUCCUGACUGCAGUCCAGUCUUGAUCAUCUCCGAAGCUUCAAUGGAUGAUCUAAAUACCAGGCUGGAAAAGAAAGCUAAGAUACAGAACUUCAGGCCAAAUAUUUUUGUAACAGACUGCAGUGCUUUUGAGGAGGACACCUGGGAGGAUAUUCUUAUUGGUGAUGUGGAAAUGAAAGGGACCGUGUGUUGUGGCAGGUGUAUUUUAACAACUGUUAAUCCAGACACUGGGGUCAUUGACAGAAAGGAGCCCUUGGAAACAUUGAAAAGUUACCGCUUAUGUGACCCAUCUGAGAAACACAUUUACAAAACCAGCCCUCUCUUUGGGAAAUACUUUGCUGUUGACAAAACUGGAACAAUUCAAGUUGGAGACCCUGUGUACAAGAUGGUCUGGGAAUGAAGGAGACUUUGAUCAGAAGAUGCUUUUUCACUUCGAUAUGCAGAUUUUUUUUCCAUGUACACAGUCGCCAGCAUAACUUUUUCUUCUUCCUUGCAAUAUUUUUUGUGCUUUUUAAGGUGCAGGAGGUUCUUUGACACUGUGAAGUGCCAGUCAUUUCAGAUCACGUAGUCUUCUGGCAUACCUGUAGUAACCACAUCUUUAGAUCUUUAGUUUUCCUGGAGGCUGUGGUAGAAGAAACUGAUCCAUAACAGACUUCACAGCACUACUGCAUAUCACACCUCCUAAAAUUUUGUGUCAACCAUAAUAUUGGAAUCCAAAUUUGUGUGCAAGAGUUUGCAUCACAUGUUAGAUACAUUUAGUGCCUAUAAAGAACCACAAAAACAGUCAUGCCAAGCACAAAGUGUAUUUGUCUUUACAGACAGAGCUGCCUUUACAAGUGAUCAUGGAGUGCAGAUGGCAGGGCUCUGCUUCCCUCAUUUGGUCCUAAUCAUCUUGCCCUGUGUAUGUCCAGAGGUAGUUUUUAGCAGUGUUUGUUUCCUUGCAGUUGUUUCCUGAAGAUUGCUGCUGUCUCUUGAGAUUGGAGCAAUAUCAGAAAGAUUGUGAGCUGACUAUUUAGUCCGGUGUAGAGGUGGAGGUGCCAGGUAAUGAUGUGUAAGGCUGUGGGCUUGUUUAGUUUGUGACUUCGGCUUGACAGUUUGAACUGUCAAUUUUUAUCCUGUGAACAAAACAGUAACACUGAGGCUAUAGAGUAGUGAUGCAUUUGCUAACAUAACAGUAGAAUUUCCAGUUUGACUAAAAGAACUGGAUGUUCACUCUGUCAGAGACUUCAUGGGCAUUGGAGGGGAAGAAAAGCCCUAGGAAAUGAUCUGAUGUUGAGCCUGCCCUGUUCAAGCUGCUGUCCAGGCCAAUACUGUAGGGCUCAUGCACAGCUCCACUCUGGCUCAGUGAAUCCCUUUAUGUAGACAGUUAGGCUGCUAAGCAGAUGUUUGGGAAGCUGCAGUUUGAGCAUGUUAACAUCCUUACUGGUUCUACAUUUAAAUCUCUGGUUGUCCCCCAGUCCAGCUCCAAUAUAACCAAAAUGUCAGCUGUUUGUCGGAAGCUGACAAUUAUAUUUUCUGCUGCAUAAAACAAAUAAGGGAGAAAACUAGUUGAAUUACAGCAAUGUUAUCUUUAAAUUGUAACAUUCUUUAAAUGUUACAUGAUUUUUUUUUUUUUAAAGUAGCCUCGAGGACAAAAGCCAGCCAUCUUUCGAAUGCUUGUCUGCUUGUUUCUUGUUUAUGGAUUACUAAAUUUGAAAAGUGUUGCCCCUAGCCUAAAAGAAGAAGCAAAUUUAUUGUGAAGAAGGACAAAUAUGAUCCUAUCUGAUGUUUAGAUUCAUCAUUUUCUGUUGUAAGUAUGAAAAGGGAAUUUCAGUGCAUGUUCACAACUCAGACCUGUAAAAUGAAGAGCCAUUGAGCUUUGAGAAAGUGCAGGUGGAUGUAUGUGGUAAGGCUGAAGCAGUCAUGUUGAGCCGGUAGUUUUCUAUUAUUUGUGAACUCAGAGUUGCUCUGAAUGCCAUUUUGUUGGCAGGGGUGCUCUGUAAGUAUUAAGUUUUCCUGGGACAGACAAGUGCCCAGUUUAAAGUGCAUGUUGCAUAUUUGUGUAUUGUUAUGCCUGUUACAGCAGCCAGUGGGAAGAAGUGAAAGAAAAAUCUUUUAAAAAGAAAAAUAAUUCCGUGAUUCACUCUUAAAAAGCACAUGUUGGAAGUUCUUAGUGUUAGAAGCUGAAAGCUUGUGGAAUUCCUAAUGGUAUCAUUAAGCACAGGCAGCCUGCUGGCCUGCCAAAGCAAUUAGUUAAGAGUGUGUCUCUUCAUUAAGUCACAGAAGCGGAAGGAAAAAGCUGAUUUUUUUGCUUCUGGCCAAACACAUUUUUUCCACUGUUAUUCUAGUGGCACAUCUUUUACAUAACACAAAUCAUGGUAUAGAUCCCAUUGCCCCUCAUUAGGCUGCUGUUGAUUGGGCUGAUUUGGAAAUGGGGCUGUCUUUGGAAGAAGAAACUGCCAUCUGCAUCCCUGUUUCGGAGAGGCCAUAGAUCUAACCUCCUGAUUUACUCCUGUUAAGCCUCUUAGUAGAAUAUGGCUGGAAUCCUAAAACUGGUCUGCAUGGGGGGGUGACACUCAAAUCAAUUGUAUGGCCAUUUUGUAAAGCUGAGAGCAUGAGUUAGAACAUUGCACUGUAAAUAUCCUCGUAUGACUGUUGAUUUGCUGUAACUGUAGGAAUUGUGUUUGAUUUUCUUUAAGUAAUUUAGAAAAUUGACUGAAAAUGUGUCAAUCAUGAGUCACUGUUUUUUAAAUUGUGUACUUAAACAAUUGUUAAUUUUUUAAUUCUAGAAGAAGAAAACAAAAGUAUAAACUUCUAAUGAAUUCAGCUUUCUUAAGGCGUAACAUUUGUUUGUGAAUAUUUUUUGUUUUCUGCUUCAGCAUUUAAUUUUGACUAUGGUUAGCAGGAUCUCAUAGUUAAAACUGACGAUUGUCUUUUUUAAUCCUACCUCUGAAUUCAGAAAUAUAUGCAGUUAACCAGAGGAUAUGUGUAAGAGAGCAGAACCAUUAGAUAUAAAUAGUCAUCAGACUCAGUUUUGCAUCCCUUAUGAUCCUAGAUAAGUGUGCUGGUUUUGCAUUAAUUGAUAUUUGGUAAGGAGGGAAGAAAAAAAAGAUGUUUAUAGACUUGACUUUUUUUUUUCCUAGGGACGUAUUAAAAUAGAGGAAAAGUAUGAGAGUUUACUCAAGUCAAUCCAUGUCAUAUCUCAGAGUAUAAUACCAAAAACUUUUUAUUACAGCAUUUAUUGUACCAAUAGUUCUUGCAGAGGACUAUGUACAAGAAUGACAGUUGUUAAAAGCAGAAAUUUCUAGAUUGCUUAAGAUCUGUGGUGGGUACAUGUUCAUCCAAGAAAACCUGAGAAAGAUCUGCUUCUGCUUUCUGAGGAGAAAAACAGCCUUCCAAAGGCACCACUCUGCUGCUCUGUAAGAAGACGAGAUUUACAAAUCUUGCCUCUACAAAUUGCAAAAAUUUCAAAAAGGGCUGGC
Zonotrichia leucophrys gambelii is the source of this 4197-nucleotide messenger RNA. RefSeq names its product mitochondrial amidoxime reducing component 2-like. Gene Ontology annotation, molecular function: molybdopterin cofactor binding; pyridoxal phosphate binding; nitrate reductase activity. Gene Ontology annotation, cellular component: mitochondrial inner membrane. Lineage: Eukaryota; Metazoa; Chordata; Aves; Passeriformes; Passerellidae. The record is from RefSeq and is a predicted model, not a curated record. The coding region runs from base 147 to 1136 and encodes 329 amino acids. Gene Ontology annotation, biological process: nitrate metabolic process. The transcript is spliced from 7 exons.